AUGAUCAAUAUGAGAGAAUCUGAGUUUUUUCAGCUUUCAAGCCCACAAUGCGACCCUAACAAUAUACAAGCAUCUCUUGAUGGCUAUCGAUAUUUUGAACUAGCCAUGGAUGCUAAUGAGCACCAUUUUGAUGAGUUUUCUCCACCUGUCACAACAAAUGAUGCCAUUUCCAAUGAAUUGGCAGAUCAUUUUCCUGAGGAUUCUGUUCAUCCUGUACCUUCAUGGAGAAGAUUUGAGGAGACAAAGAGGAGGCUUCAAGAUUGUGCAAACUCCUUCGGUUUGAUGUUGGAAGUGGAAGAGGUGGAGCUACAAAAUUUGAUGAGUGAAAUAAAUGAAAAGAUAGAAGGAGGUGAAAGAAGAGAAUGGCUGGCCUUUAAUUGUAUGUGGGCUUUCCCUCAUAUGGGAAGGAAGAGAAGUAGAAGGCAUGUAUUGGACUUUGUUAGGACGGCUAAGGAAAUAUUAGCCAAUAUUUCUGUCUAUAGUAAUACUAGUAGUGGUGGUGGUAUAUUGACAUUUGGUGAUGGAGGAGGAUGGGAAUUAUCCAAAGACUGUCCAGGUUUUGGAUUGUUCUUCGACAAUAGUAUGGAGCAUUACCAUGCCUUGUUGGAAUCGAUUGAAUGGAAUUUUCCUAUUUGCUUUCUAGAGGCAAGAAUAGCUGUGGAGUGUCUCUUUGUUGCACCUUACGUCUCUUCUAGGGCUUGGAUACAAAAUUGGGAGGAAAUAGAGCAGGGUUGUGAUUUUAAGACAGGACUUGGGCUCGAAGGGUUGAGACUAGGCAAUGAGAGUUUAAGGGAAGCAAAAGAACUGGUGAGAGAAGGAGAGACCCCAUAUGCUGCGAGGAUUGAAGGAGAAAAUUACAAUGAGAUGGUCUUGGAAUCUAGAGGAACUCCAUUGAUAAAAUUUUCUUCAUGGAAAUGA
Dovyalis caffra is the source of this 918-nucleotide messenger RNA. The record is from the annotation of a GenBank genome assembly. NCBI's taxonomy places the organism in Eukaryota, Viridiplantae, Streptophyta, Magnoliopsida, Malpighiales, Salicaceae.